AGAUGGACAUGAUUGAGCUAGCUAUAGCAACACCAUCAAACAAUCGAUCGAUCCAUCGAGAUAUCUCCAUGGGAGGUGGAAACAAGGAGGGCGGCACUAAUGCUGAGACAAACACCAGAGGCCUUGGAUCAUACUACUACGCAAACGCCUACUCGUCUCCGCCUGUCGCGUAUCCCCCGGCAUACCCUCCACAAGCUGCUGGAUAUGGAUGCCCACCUUCUUACUACUCUCCACAAGGAUAUGGGCAUGGGCAUGGCUAUCCAUCAGCAGGAGGAUCGUACGGAUAUCCACCCUCCAGCUAUCCACACCAUCAAGGCGGCUACCAUGGUCACGGAGGAUCUUUGCUCGUCGCCGGCGGUGCAGCGGCAGCGGCGGCCUAUGGCGCGCAUCACUUGAGCCAUGGCCAUGGCGGUGGGUACUACCACCGUCCUGCAGGUUAUCAUCAGCAUCACCAUUACGGUGGCAAGUUCAAGAAGCACCAUGGACACUAUGGAGGCAAGUUCAAGCGUGGCAAGCACGGCCGCUUCGGAGGGAAGCAUGGUUUCUUCCAUGGAAAACUCAAGUGGAAGUAACUUCUUCUAAUCUGUAGAGAAUAAUGGAUCGAUCGAGAGGAAUGAACCCGAAAUCAAACAAAUAAAUUUAUGUUUUCAAUAAAUACUUGUAUGUCUACCUUUGUUCCUAAGUAUAUUGCGUUUUUGGGAGUUCAA
Molecule: messenger RNA, 707 nt
Organism: Lolium perenne
Lineage: Eukaryota; Viridiplantae; Streptophyta; Magnoliopsida; Poales; Poaceae
Source: RefSeq, a predicted model, not a curated record